AUGAAGAACAUUUAUGGAUUAUCUUCAAAGCCAUCAGUCAAGAGUCCAGUGCCACAAGGAUAUCUCGGAUAUUUAACACAGAAACAACUACAGCAACUAAAUAAGAGUAAAUUGAAGUCACCAAAUCCUAUUCCACAAUAUCAAUCGUCAUCGUCUGUACUGAUGAAGAAGAAACCUUUCGACUAUACAGAUCAUCAUUACCGAGACACAAUCGGACGUCUUAAGUUGAUGUUGGCGGAUGUUUAUUCACCAACAAAAUAUUCGUCAUCGUCAUCGAUUUUCAAGUCAGUGACUGACGAUGAAACUGAUACAACGGAGAAUACAAUCGUCGAACGAUCUGUAAUGAAAGAUGUAUCGAAAUAUUAUCCUUACAAACCUUACUCAACUGUUUCAAAUGCUUCGUCAUUGUACAUUCACAAACCGGUGACGUCGCAAACGUUACAAGCUCCAAUGAGUGGCUACAAUUCUGAAGCUUUACUUCCUGUUAGCAAUGUUCAGCCUCCAAGUGAGUUGUUGAACUUUAUUGAAAAGCAAGAGUCGUACAUUGAACAGCUUGAGAAGGAAUCAAAUUUCUGUCGAGAUGAACUUUCAACUCUAAUCUCCAAAGUCAAAGACGUUGUUUCCGAGAAUGAAAUUCUCACUGAACGAUCAAAAUAUGGUUCAGAAGUUGGCGAAACUUACGAGCCAUUGAUGCGUUCAACCAAAUUUUCAGUCACUUCAGGACCGAACAUUCUUUUUGAAUCACGAAUAAGUGAACUUGAAGCACAGAUUGCGCAAAUGAAUAUUGAUUAUAAGAAACUUGCUGACGAACAUUCCGAUUUGAAACGCAAACGCGCUUUUAGCGGCGGUGAUUCAGCUGUCGACAAUUCAUGUUUAGACGCUUAUAAAAAGCAAAUUGAAAAUUUGCAACGAGAUAAGACAACGCUUGAAGAUAUGGUAAAGAAACUUCAAAAACAAAUUACAGAACUCAAAGAUCUUGAUGCAAGAGUGUUCAGCAAAACUCAACGUAAUCGUGACUUGGUCGAGCAAGCAAGUUUUGAACGAUCUCAAGCUGAUAUUGAAAUACGAAGAUUGAAGAAUGAAUUGGAACGUCAACAUGAACGCAUGCGAGAGUUGCAACUGGAAACAGCAAAAAGAAUUGCCGAAGAGCGAAACAAUGCUGACCGACGUUACACUUAUCAGGUUGAUCAGCUCGGCGGCGAUUUAACAUCGCAAUGGGAACAAUCUUCGAAAUUACAACUCGAACUUGAACGAAUGAAGCGCAUUGAAUCGGAUUUGAAACGUGAAUUGGCAUCGAAAAACAAUCAGAUUGAUGAGUUAAAAACUGAAAUUAAGUUGAAAAACACUGCACAUCUUUCGGACUUGACACAAAUCAAUGCAGAAAAGCAUUCUUUGGAACAAGAAAUUACAUCUUUAAGAAUGCAAGUUGAACGAGCUGAUCGUCAGGGAAAAGCAGAAGUUUCUCGCUUAAAUGCUGAGAACAGUUCAUUAAGACAAAGAGUUGAUCGUUCAGAUGCUGAUUUGUUACAUUCAAGACGUGAAAAUUUGAGAUUAUGCGAUCAAAUAUCAAACUUAGAGAAAGAGAUCGCCCUUGGAGAUAUCGACAGAGAUCAUCGACCAAAAGAUGUUAAAACUGUCAUCUCCGAAAUGGAAGAAAAGCAUUCUAAGACCGUGCAAGAGCUUGAGGCUAUGAUUUCGGAACAAAGACAACUCAUGGAAAAACUAACCGAUCAAUGUAAAAAUUUGACUCAGAAAUUAGACGACACGUCUCAUCAGCAUAAACCUUGCAAGAAGCAUGUGAGAUUCCAGGAGGAAAAUAUUUACGACUCUAUCUUCGAUUACAGUUUAGGGAGAGUUGUUCGUGAUGCAAAAAUUCGUCGUGUUGAUAAUGGAAAGCAUCCUGAAGAGUUUGAUCACUUCCAUGUUGGUGGAACAACAUUGUGUGCUGAUUACGCAAAGCAAGCAAUGCUUGAAGCUGCGAAAAUCACUGAAGAAUGUGAUCGGAAGAGAUGCAAAUAUAGCAACAAUUAUCCAACGCCUUUACCUAAAAGAUCCUCGAUUUAUAUUUAA
Messenger RNA from Clunio marinus, 2070 nucleotides. Lineage: Eukaryota; Metazoa; Arthropoda; Insecta; Diptera; Chironomidae. The record is from the annotation of a GenBank genome assembly.